UGUUCGCUAUUCAAAAUGGCGUCGUCUCAAUCAGGAAGUGGAGAAAACAACUAAGAAGAAUAAGUUGGAUAAAACCCCUCUUCUUUCUCGUACUUUGACGCGAGUCUCGGUUCAAAAACAACCCGUGUGCUCGGGGAUUGGAUUGAGAACAAGAAACAUAUUAAACGGUCAUGGAAAGCAUUUGCCCUUGUUAGAACGAAGUACUAUCUCGGACACAGCCAGUGCGUCGGUGGCGGUCGGAGGGUACAUUGCCUAAGUCAGCUGCUGGUCAUGUGUGAAGCUGUGGUCUGAUGCCCACCCUCCCCUCAGCGCUGGCCAUGGACGGGGAGAACUACCUGCAUCCAGAAGGCCCUCAGCUGGACAGCAGCUUGUUCUCUGUGGCCUCCUCUAACAUGGAGAGUUCAAUAUAUGCCUCCUCUGGUUCCUGGGGAUCCUACUCUCAGCAGGCUGGAUACAGCAUACACUGCCCUAUGCAAUCUGGAAACCAGCAAUACCACUUGAACAGCAGCACUACCACCACCACUCCGGAUGUGCCCAUGGACAUGUACUCGGGAUUCCCUGACGUGGACUUUUCCAGCCUCAACCUCCCUAGGAAUGGAGACUUCCCCCAGGACCUGUCCUGCAUUGAUGACCUCUCCACAAACUCUCUGUUCUCCUCUCCGGCUGACUCACUGUCGGAGUAUGCUGAUGCCCAGCCCUUCAUCAGCCCUGACAACCUGACCACGGUGCCCACCCUCUGGGACGUCAACACUAGUACCACCACACCAGCACAGAGCCAGCUAGAGCUGAAUGGCACCAGCAGGUUUCAUGGCUUGGCCAGUUUGGAUGAUAUAUCUGCUAUUAUCAGCACCCCACCUUUAGGAGGAUUCCAGCCUCAGAGAACCCAGUCGCCCCCGGAGGAGGAAGAGGAUGCUGAGGAAGAGGAGACAGAGGAACUGGGACAUGUAGACACAUAUGCUGAGUACAGACCUUCCAAAUCCACUAUAGGAAUUUCUCAUCCUGACAUAGUGGUGGAGACCAACACGCUAUCCAGUGUCCCACCUCCUGACAUCACAUACACUGUGUCUAUCCCUGAGCCAGCUAUUAACGGUGGCCUGCUGUCCGCUCUACAGCUAGAGGCCAUCAUCUACGCCUGCCAGCAACACGAGGUUAUCCUUCAGAACAACCAGAGGGCAGGCUUCCUGAUCGGAGAUGGGGCAGGGGUCGGAAAGGGACGCACUGUGGCAGGAAUCAUCCUGGAGAACUACCUUAAGGGAAGGAAGAAAGCACUAUGGUUCAGCAUAUCCAAUGACCUGAAAUUUGAUGCAGAGAGAGAUCUCAAAGACAUAGAUGCACAGAGUAUUCCUGUGCAUGCCUUAAACAAGAUUAAGUAUGGAGACACAGCUACCUCAGAAGGAGUCCUGUUUGCAACUUACUCUGCGCUGAUUGGAGAGAGCCAGGCAGGAGGGCAGCACCGGACGAGAAUUAAACAGAUCUUAGACUGGUGCAAGCCAGACUUUGAUGGAGUUAUUAUUUUUGAUGAAUGCCACAAAGCCAAGAAUGCCACAUCUACAAAGAUGGGCAAGGCAGUGCUUGACCUGCAAAACAAGCUGCCGCGGGCCAGAGUGGUGUAUGCCAGUGCCACAGGUGCCUCUGAGCCAAAGAACAUGAUCUAUAUGAGCCGCCUGGGAAUCUGGGGUGAGGGCACGCCCUUCAGAGCCUUUGAGGACUUCCUGCACGCCAUCGAGAAGAGAGGUGUCGGUGCCAUGGAGAUUGUUGCCAUGGACAUGAAAGUGAGCGGCAUGUACAUCGCCAGGCAGCUGAGCUUCUCAGGGGUGUCUUUCCGCAUCGAAGAGAUCGGACUGGACAGUGACUUCAAACUGGUCUAUAACAAAGCUGCCAUACUGUGGGCGGAGGCGUUGCAGGUGUUCAUGCGUGCAGCUGAUGAGCUGGGCCUGGUCAGCAGGAAGUCUCUGUGGGGGCAGUUCUGGUCGUCUCACCAGCGCUUCUUCAAAUACCUCUGUAUCGCUGCCAAGGUCCGCUGCCUGGUGGAGCUGGCCCAAAAAGAUUUGCAGGCCGGAAAGUGCAUCGUUAUUGGGCUGCAGUCUACUGGAGAGUCCCGCACCAGAGAAGUCCUGGAUGAGAAUGACGGACAGCUGGACAGAUUUGUCUCUGCAGCAGAGGGAGUAUUCCAGUCUCUUGUAACGAAACAUUUCCCUUCAGAGAAACAGAGGAGAGAGAAGGCACCAGGGAAUAAGAGAAAACGAAAGCCUCGAGGUCGCCAGACCAAGGUACCCAAACACACCGUGGACAGCGGUGGUGUGAUCAACAUCAGCGAUGACAGCAGUAGUGAUUCCGAUGGCAUGGACACGGACUCCAACUCCUCACCAGACUCCCUGCUAGACAAUGAUGAUGUCAUAUUUGUUAACCACACUAGCUGCCAGACAGCCAGGAUAGAGGAGAUGAAGCAGAGCCUCCUCAACAAAAUAUCCAUACUGGGAAAAGAACUACCUCUCAAUACCUUGGACGAGCUCAUCGAUAAGUUUGGAGGACCCGAUAAAGUCUCAGAGAUGACUGGUCGUAAGGGUCGUGUGGUGCGGCGUCCUGAUGGCAGCGUCCGUUAUGAGUCCCGGGCUGAGCAGGGUCUCACCAUCGACCACAUUAACAUCAAGGAGAAAGAUCGCUUCAUGGGGGCAGAGAAGUUUGUGGCCAUCAUCUCAGAGGCAGCCAGCUCUGGGAUUUCCCUGCAGGCGGACAAGCGAGUGAAAAACCAGAGGCGUAGGGUCCACAUGACCUUGGAGCUGCCCUGGAGUGCAGACAGGGCCAUUCAGCAAUUUGGUCGCACCCAUCGGUCCAACCAGGUGACAGCCCCAGAGUACAUCUUCCUCAUCUCAGAGUUGGCUGGGGAGAGACGUUUUGCCUCCAUUGUGGCUAAGAGACUAGAGAGCCUGGGUGCAUUAACUCAUGGAGACAGAAGAGCCACAGAAUCCAGAGACCUGAGCAAGUACAACUUUGAGAACAAGUAUGGUACCAAGGCUCUAGAUAAGAUCACCAAAGCAAUCCUUGGCCACAUAGAGAACAAGGUGCCCCCUCCCAAAGGCUACCCCGGGGGCGAAGGCAUAUUCUUCAGAGACAUGAAACUUGGAAUGAUGGAUGUGGGCAUCUUUUGUAGGGAGUCUCGCUUUGGGAUCAAUACUGAGAAAGACUGCAGCAUCACCAAGUUCUUAAAUCGCAUCCUGGGUCUGGAGGUCCACAAGCAGAACCAUCUCUUCCAGUACUUCACCGACAACUUUGACUACCUAAUCGAAAAGGAUAAGAAGGAGGGCAAAUAUGACAUGGGAAUCCUAGACCUUGCCCCGGGUAACGACGAGAUUUACGAGGAGAAACAGGAAACGUUCUUGACAGUUGGAAACCCUCAGGAUGGACAGGUUGUUCUCUAUAAGAUCAGUGUGGACAGAGGCAUGCCCUGGGACGAGGCCUUCAACAGGUCACUGAAGCUCAGCGGUCCUGACGACGGGUUCUACUUGUCCCUGAAGCUGCGAGGUAACCACCCAUGUGUGCUGCUAGCUGAGCAAGGACGAGGAAAGAACCUAAUCGUCUACAAGCCCAACAUUGGCAAGCAGACGCACCCUGAGAGCCUGGACAACCUGCAGCAACGUUACCGGAAGGUGACUCCAGAGGAAGCCAGGGACAGCUGGGAGAACCAGUUCACCUUCUCCUUCAAGAAGUGUAGCCAUGCCAACUGGAAUGGGAAGUGUAAGAAAAUAGAGGAAGGUCAGGAGUGUCUGCAGGGUAUGCGCCUCCGUCAGUACCACAUGCUGUGUGGAGCUCUGUUGCGUGUGUGGAAGCGCGUAUCCGAUGUGGUGUCUGACAUCACCAGCUCCAGCAUCCUGCAGAUUGUCCGCCUUAAAACCAAACAGCACAACAAGCAAGUCGGUAUCAAGAUCCCAGAGAACUGCGUGCCCCGCGUGCGCGAGGAGCUGUUGCAAAUGGACGAGGAGGUAAAGAGGAGACGAAAGGAGCGGGAGCAGCAGGCCGCGGAGCAGCAGCUGGCUGAGGAUCGCAUGCGUAAGAUGGAGCAGGACAACAAACACCUCCUGGCGAAUCUGUUCAACCAGAAACCCAUGCUCAACCAGUCCCUCGUUCAGUCCCUCGCCCAGAGCCAGAUCCUCAAACAGAAACUGAACCAAAACGCUCUACAAAGGACACAAACUGGGAGCAUCUCUCAACUGCAGAGACUGCAAGCCCAAGCCCAGUCCGCUUUACAGCAGCCCUCGCAGAACUUACCCCUGUUGUCCUUACAGAGAAACCCCAGCCAAACCCAGCAAAGGACCCAUAACAGCUGGCCCAACAAUUCCACCACCCCCAACCAGGGCGCUGUCCCCAACACAGUUAGCAUCCGCUCCAAUUACUCCAAUUUUUUCCCACCGUCCUUUUCCCCUUUCCCACAGCGGAAGAACCCAUCACUCCCACUCCAUCAGACCACACUGUCCCACAACUUGUCUUCCAAGAAUCCCCUGGAUGAGAUCUUGGACCUGACUGUGGGCUCGCCGUCUCCCUCCCCGGACAGCACGGAGGUCGGGCUGAAUCUGGACAGUCUGGCAGGACACGCUGCAGCAUUCGGAGAUGACUUUAAUCUGGAGUCUCUGAUCUCUCAGACUGCACCGAAUGCCCAGCACGCGGCACAAAUUCAGCAGCCUCUUUUGCUGCAGCAGCAGCAGCAUCUGCAGGCAACACAGCAGCAGAACCUGAACCUGCUGGCCAACAACCACCAAGACUUGUUAGAUUUAUUUGACUUGCCCCUGUCCCCGCAGAUGCCCACACAGAAAGCCAGCCCUUCAUCCUCUACCUCCUCCUGCUCUUCCUCCACGUCCUCCAACUCAAAUAACCUGGUCCCACACGUCCCCGCCGGCCUCCUGCCCGCAUCUAGCCUCAUCCCAGCAUCGUCCUCGUCCUCUCUCUUCUCCAGCCCGUCCUCGUCCUCAUCUUUGUUUUCCAACUCUUCCCCUCGCUUCUCUUCCAACUAUCUCCUCUCCCCGUCAGACUCGCUACCGUUACCCAACGGCCACUCCGUCGCUCUUGACGUACGCGAGGCUCUGAACAGCAUGCUACAGGAACCGGACCGCAAAUCUGUCAUUAAAUACCGGCCAGAGUAAGAGCUCGAACAGCAGCAGCUCGUCUGGACUUUUUCGUUAGGUAAUUUAGUCUUUUAAAAGCAGAUUUUGUCUUGUUUGCUGCUGUCUACGAUCGCACCCUCGGACCUACUCCCUCUCCCCUCAGGGCCUAUAGUCACGUCACUGCCUGUCCUGCGCUCGGCUCACCCUUCUCUUUACCCACCUGUAGCGUUCACCUGCUUGAGGCUCUUUAGGCGACAGCGGGCUCCAUCAAUAUCAGAUUUCUGCACCAAAGUGUGUCCUCCACAGUGAAAGGCAGCUGUUAAAAAAAACACAAAAAAAACAUGUGAUAACUGUAUUUUAUUGAACAUACGAGCUGUCAAAACAAAAGCUCAUCCAUUGAGGUGUGGAAAUCUUUUAGCUGCUGAUUUUACGAGGUAUGAUUGGUGAAGUUGCUGGAACCUCUAAACGCCAGUUAAAAAACACGCAUCUUUUUACACUUUGCUUUACUGUUACUUCGCUUCAUGGCCGUUCGUCUUGACUAAAACAAGGCUGUAUGCAAGGCUUGGGUUUGAGUGAAACAAAAGAUAGCGUCGAACUGGAAGAUGAGGAUGAAAGAAAAAAAACCCAGAUGAAAUCUUUUAGCUGAUAAGCCAUGAAAUGCCUCAGUUUUUUUUCUUCUACAUGCUCCCUCUUGUUUCUCUCCCUGCUUGUAUGAACACUAGUGUGAGGAAAAAGGGAGAGGAAGAGCAGUCUGCUGUUGCAAACAGUGCCUUUUGGAGAAAUCUAUAAAUGCAGUCUUUAAAAAUCCAUGUAGCCUAAUGUAUAGAUUUGUACUCUUGAGCGUUGGUUUUCAUUUUAAUUUAAACAUGGUAUAUUUGUAUUUAACUAUUAGCCCCUUCAGUCAGUCAUUGUUUGUGUUACACUAUGCUGGUGGUGGGCUUCAGGAAGAAGCCUCCAUUAAGCCUGUACGUGCUCGUAUGAUUGUCUGUGUAGCUGCUCUUAAAACAAGAGCAGACCUGUCCUUUUUUUUCUGUGUCCUUCUGUCCCUGUUGAUGCGACGAUGUGCUACAUGGUCAGUAUGGCGCGGAUUAUUGAGCAGCAUGGAUAAAAAAAUUGUUUCCAAAAAUUUUAUCACCACCCUUUUUAUUUUUAAAGCUGACAAUAACAUUUAGUGAUGUGACUCCUGGUUUGAUCUGAUUUUGAAUUUCUCAGGAAAGUCUCGAGUGCUUUGUUGUUGUUGUUUUUGUGUCAUUUUGACCAACAAACAUAUGAAUUUGUUUUUAAGUCUUUAAGUACGGUGGACGACAAAGAAUUUUAUUGUCUUCAGGUCUGAAAACGAAACAUCGAAAUGCGUUUCCAUUUCAGGCGUCGAGACUGUAAAAACAUUUGUGUGCAGACUUGUGAUGUUCACUGUGUAUGAUAUUUAAAAACCUGUGAGAUCUGGCCAUCUUUGUGUGAAAACGAUGCACUGUAGUUGGUUCAUGACAAAAAUGCCGGGAUAAGUUCAAGUGAUCAAAAAGCAAUAAAACCAUAUUCUACAUUUGUUGUGAAACAGAAAUGCCUAAGUACUGUUUACGCUCAACAGGCGAAGCUUUGUGGUUACCUUUGCAUGGUAUGAAUCUUCUUAUUUCUGUUGUGCUUCAUGGUCUUUUAGUUAAAACAGAUUCUGAAAUGCAUACAACCUUUGUAUAGUACGUUUUCACGGGAUGAGCGCAAUGCGUUCUUGAUGUUUUAGUCAUCGUUAUUAUAAAAGUUAUUGUUAUUUAUAUUUAAGGGAUAUUUAGAUUUUAGAUAUGUUAUCCUGCUUAUUAGAAUAGUCAACGAAAUGUUUGGUCAGGGAAGUUUCUAGUUUUCAAGAUUACUAUAAAACAAAUUCUAUUAUAAUCUGCCACCAAAUAAGAUUGCACUGUUCUGUACUGCUGUACAGUGUCUGGAUUGAUUUCUGCUCAUGUCAGUUUUGCUUUUUCUCAAAUUGUUUCUCCAACUCGUAGACCUUUUGUCGGGCCUUCAGUUUGCAGAGAGAUACCAAAGUAUUCCACAGACACCCCUAAAGUUACUGGCUCUAAAGAUAUCAGACCUUUUAUCAAUCUCAGGAAGAAACCAGAGGUGUAACGGCGGGGCGUUAGCAGAAAUAUAUCAUUUCCCCUUCUAACAGUGGUGAAACUAACCAGUACAUGUGCUAUUUUGUUCUUAACUCUGUGCUGUGACUCUUGCUGUAUUUAUGUUUUAGACUUAAUGUGAUGGGUUUGUUGUUUGUCCUUGUGAACAUGUCAGUGAUUCUAAGUGUUUAUGCCUUCUUAGGGCAAAGAUCAACAGCUGUUUCUUUUUAAGGAACAUUAUUUUUCUGUUUUAUUUGUGUUGGACAUUUAAUUCAUGUUAAAGCUGACAGAUUUUUGAGUCGAUUCGCACCUGGGUUAUACUGAUAUGUGCAAUCUGUCGAAGCCUUCACCCUCCCUCAGUGUAACCGAUUUUAGGUUUAAGUAUCUCAGAUUCUUGUUAACGCUUCUUUUUACUUGCAGCAUCUUAAUAUAUAGCAUGCUUUCCUGGUACCCUCAUUAAUUUUGCUUUGAAUAUUCCUCAUCAGGCACAUUCCCAGACAGCAGUCUGCAAAAAGAUUUGCCUUCGAUCCUGUUUUAUCGUCACACAAAUAAAGCUUUAUGCAUUUGAGGGAUAUGGACCGCGUUUUUAGGAAGAACAAGCUUUGUUUUCUUUUUAAGAUUCGUAGUAAUAGUGUAAGUAGGCCUUUUAUCGUUUUAUCAUCAUUUUGCACUAAGAAUGGCAUAAUCAAGUUACUGUUCUCUUGUGGGUUAUGAUUGAGCGUUGCAAGCUUGUUGUUUUUCCGAUCUUUGAUGGAUAGCUCUGUGUAUACUGUAACCAUCCUUCUCGUUUCUCCACCGUUUGCAUAUUACAUUCAUGUUAUCACUCUCAAAAAUAAUUUAUUGCUAACAAAAAAUGAAACAAAAAACAUGCUACUGAUUGUAUGUAUUUUUAAACAAAGCCUAUUUUUUCUGUAAAAAAAAGAAAAAAAAAGAAACUGUGUUCAGCACUUUUAUUCUGGGUUGUGCUUUUGUUUUCUAUAUAUUUAUAAUUUAGAUCCAAAUGUAUAUAUUGUAAAAUUUGUGCCUUUCGACUAAUUCUUUAAAAAGGUUUUCUACUCAUUAAAGGAAGGACUAUAUGAAAUUGCAAUCUUAACUUUGUAAACAAAUAAAAACUUGAAGAUUGCUGAAA
This is a messenger RNA of Sebastes umbrosus (honeycomb rockfish), 8324 nucleotides long. RefSeq names its product protein strawberry notch homolog 2 (gene sbno2b). Gene Ontology annotation, biological process: regulation of DNA-templated transcription. Bases 291 to 5135 code for a protein of 1614 amino acids. Gene Ontology annotation, cellular component: nucleus. Gene Ontology annotation, molecular function: chromatin DNA binding; histone binding. The transcript is spliced from 32 exons. NCBI's taxonomy places the organism in Eukaryota, Metazoa, Chordata, Actinopteri, Perciformes, Sebastidae. The record is from RefSeq and is a predicted model, not a curated record.